AUGGCCGUGAGCCGUGGAACAUCCUUCAAACGGAUAGUGGGAUUCGCGAUCAAGGAAGACGGCUGUGUGAGCCCAAGAAACAGCAGAGACGCCGAGGCGCUUACAGGCUGGGAGGUCGGGCAUCGUGUUCCGGAUGCGCUGGCUAGCACGGUGGGGUAUGAGGGGCGCGACACUUACGGAAGCGAGCAACAGGAAAAUGCUCCGCCGAGGGGCAGCGAGGGCGCGCCGCCAGCAGAGGCGCAAUCCGCGGAGAAUGUGCGCCAGGUUCCGCGCGAGAGCUUCUAUGUGGUGAGCGCGCGGAACGCAGAGGAGCAAGCAAUGUUGGCGGCGCCGAAUGUGAAAGGGGAGUUGAAGCCCCUGACGCAGGUGGCACCGUCGCAGCGCGCGCAGAACGGGCAGCAGCCAAUGGCGGAGCAGCGAGGGGUCACGGGGGAGGCGAGCUCUGCGCGGUGGUGGGUGUUGGAGGGAGAAGGAGCAGAGCAGAGGGAGCGUGCGGAAUCAAAGAUGGUUCCGGGAGGGCAGGACACUUGGAAGCUGGCCACGCCACCCACACACACACAGAAGCUGCUGCAGCUGAGGUCCCACGGCACGCGCACAAACGCGUCUGAGUACCCGCUGCAGCAGUUGCCCCCGCUGAUGCUCCCUGUGAAUGCUGCUGCCUGGGCCUGCACCGCCUUGCACUGCUUGGGUGCUUCGAGCGUGGAGAGAGGAGUUGCUGGGAGCGAGGAUGCGGGUGUUGUGGGAGUGGUUGUGGUGGGAGGGGAUGAAGUGGAGGAGGAUUGGACGCUUUGGGAGGAGGUGGAGGAGGAGGAGGGCAGGUUGGCGAGGGCCUUGGGCAGCUCAACCGCGCAGCUACCUGCGGUGGAUAAGAGAGAGGGGUGGGAAGGGGGUGGGUGA
This is a messenger RNA of Closterium sp. Naga37s-1, 897 nucleotides long. NCBI's taxonomy places the organism in Eukaryota, Viridiplantae, Streptophyta, Zygnematophyceae, Desmidiales, Closteriaceae. The record is from the annotation of a GenBank genome assembly.